AUGAAGAAUCAUCAGAAUGGAUAUCGGAUACAUUCAGCGCUUUUCCUCGUGCUGAUCUUUGGAGGAAGCGGAUCUACUGCUGGGUUCCUAAUGACAAUAAGAGAAGAACCUCAAAGCCGCCGUCAUCAUGAUCGAGGGUCAUCAUCAGCCCGCAGUCCCAUUGCUACGCCUAUUAUACUUACUGAUCACAUUAGACAAAGAUCCCUUGUAUCUCUACAAAUGGAGAAUCCACUUGCGACGGAAGCAGCACUAUCGGAGCAAUCUAAUGCCAUGAAGAAACAACAACAAGAUUCCCCGUUCCUUGGAGUUCUUCAGCUGAUUCUCAUCUCGCUUGUUUCGGCAAUUCUACUGAUAUCCUGGGAAGAAGUGAGCAUGUACCAUCCUAUAAGAAAAUUACCUCAACAACAUAUCCAACAACAACAAGCAGUCUAUCAUUGGGGUGAUUCGACGGUGAGGGGCUUGGCCUUUGGCAAAGCACAAAGAAUACGACUCGACGACGAUGCUGAACCACAGGAUUCCCAGUAUUAUAUUCCAUCCUACAACGAAAUCAUGCUGGAACAUCGAACGGAGCGUAUUCCAUCCUGGAAUGAUGGUACCAUGACCGAAGACAAGGUGCGACAGUCGGUCGCCACCAUCCAAACAACAGUGGAGUACCUUCAAGACUGCAAACGACUGGCCAAUGAGUAUGACUGGGACGGCCUGACAUUGGCCAUCCGACAGCCCAUUCUGCAUCAGCAACUAGAGCAGGCAUGUAACAAUCUGAAACACGCAGAUGGAUUCUUGUCACCCGACGCGCGAGAUGAGAUUGGCUUUGAAUGGGCCAGCUGUGCUUGGAGGCACUGCGGAGCAUUGGCUGAUGCACAAGAGGCGAUUGACGAACUCGACCAUUUGAUUGGAAUAUUGGAACCAUUCGAAUGUUUGUUCUGUAUCGAUAUUGUGGAACGAAGUCUCUAUGACAUUCUGGCAGUGACGCAGAAAUACCAAGAUCCGUCGAUUCCCGUUCCUGAGUACCAACAACUGCAUCGAAAGAGUGACGUUGGGCCGGAAGGUGUAGAUCAAUUUGACACUGAGUAUCUUGAGGCAUUGCAAUUCCUGAAGAAGUUUGAAAAUGAAUAA
Cylindrotheca closterium is the source of this 1116-nucleotide messenger RNA. Lineage: Eukaryota; Bacillariophyta; Bacillariophyceae; Bacillariales; Bacillariaceae. The record is from the annotation of a GenBank genome assembly.